AUGGACAAUAGGCACUCUUCGACCCUUCAAGCACACCUCCAUACCAGUUUCUCUAGCAACCUCCCAGCAUUUCACCAAUGGCUUCUUUCCGCCAUUAUAUAUCUUCUCAUCUUUCUUUCUUUCUCUUCCCUUGCUUAUGUCUCCCAAUCCCAAUCCCAAACCCAAAUCACUUUCAAGCCGAACAAGCUCGUUCUACCGGUGCACAAAGACAGCGCCACAGCUCUUCACGUGGCAGACAUCCAAAACUUCGUCUCGCCGGCUCCCUUUCUUGUAGACUUAAACGGGCAAUUCAUGUGGUCAAAUUGCAAGCAACAACACGUCUCAUCAACCUUCCACGCCCCUUUUUGCCACUCCACCCAAUGCUCUAGAGCCAACACCCACCUCUGCCACAACAACAACACAUGUGGGCUCAUGGCGGUCAACCCGGUCACCCACCAGACCGCCAUGGCCCAGCUCGCUCAAGACGUCUUCUCCAUCCGCUCAACCCAAGGCUCAAUUGCUACGGUGCCUCGCUUCCUCUUCGCUUGUGCUUCUCCUCUCCUACUCCAAAAAGGGCUCCCAAAAAACACUCAAGGGGUGGUCGGUCUAGCCCAUGCACCAAUUUCCCUACCAUCUCAACUCUCUUCCCACUUCGGAUUUCAACCCAAAUUUGCCCUCUGCCUUUCUUCAUCCCCACGUAAAAACGGAGCUAUUUUCUUUGGAGAUUUACCCUAUGCACAAAAUCUAAGCUUUACCCCAUUAAGCAUAACCCGAAAAGCAGAGUAUUUCAUACAAGUGACGUCAAUAAAAGUCAACAACAAGCAUGUUCCACUUACAACUACCACGUCUCUUUCAUCAAUUAUCAGUACAACGGCUCCUUACACAGUUCUUGAGCGCUCGAUCUUCAAAACCGUCGCCCAACUUUUCGCCGCCGAGCUCUCUGUCUCCGGGAUAUCUCAGCUGAAAUCUCCGGUGGCACCCUUUGGGGUAUGUUAUGACUCGAGCAAAAUUGCAAGCUCAAUGGUUGGACAUGCCAUCCCUAACGUUGACCUUGUGUUGCACUCAACAAAUGUUGUGUGGAGGUUUUUUGGUGCAAACUUGAUGGUCAAGGCACGUGAGGGUGUGACAUGUUUAGGGUUUGUGGAUGGAGGGCUGAACCCGAGAGCUUCGAUUGUGACGGGGUAUCAGUUGGAGGACAAUCUUCUGCAGUUUGAUCUGGGUAGGUCAAGGCUAGGCUUUAGCUCUUCCCUGCUGUUUCACCGGACCAAUUGUGCCAACUUCAACUUUACCGGCAAACCUUAA
Messenger RNA from Corylus avellana, 1281 nucleotides. RefSeq names its product gamma conglutin 1-like. NCBI's taxonomy places the organism in Eukaryota, Viridiplantae, Streptophyta, Magnoliopsida, Fagales, Betulaceae. The record is from RefSeq and is a predicted model, not a curated record. Gene Ontology annotation, molecular function: aspartic-type endopeptidase activity. Gene Ontology annotation, biological process: proteolysis.